Molecule: messenger RNA, 4735 nt
Organism: Megalobrama amblycephala (Wuchang bream)
Lineage: Eukaryota; Metazoa; Chordata; Actinopteri; Cypriniformes; Xenocyprididae
Gene: mark1
Product: MAP/microtubule affinity-regulating kinase 1
Exons: 19
Coding region: 354-2519 (721 amino acids)
Biological process (GO): protein phosphorylation; intracellular signal transduction; microtubule cytoskeleton organization
Cellular component (GO): cytoplasm
Molecular function (GO): tau-protein kinase activity; protein serine/threonine kinase activity; ATP binding
Source: RefSeq, a predicted model, not a curated record
UGUGUGUGUGUGUGUGUGUGUGUGUGUUUCUAUCAGGGUGGAUCAAUGCAGGAGCCUGAGCUCCACACACGCGCGCACACACACACGCACACACACACUCGUCCUGUCCGCGCAUCCGCAGCGUCUCGCUCGCUCUGUCUCUAUCUCACCCGCGGCUGACGCGGGCCGCUCCUGGAUAUGUGCAUGUUAUAGUCCGGAAAGCCGCCGCCGCAUUGUAGGUUGAAGGCCAGGAGACAUGCCGGUGUGAAGGGCGAUCGGAUAUUCGUAUCUUCCACGUUAUCUUCCCUAACCCCGGGUCCGCUGCUCUGCUGUACCGAGCGCCGGUGCUGGAGCGAGCGGCCUGUAAACACAAGAUGUCGACCAGAACGCCAUUGCCCACCGUGAACGAGCGCGACGCCGAGAAUCAUACAUCUGUCGAUGGCUAUGCGGACACACCAGCACCCCCUACAAAAUCAGCGAGUCGACAGAGUCUCCCACGCUGUCGGAACUCUGUGGCGUCCAUCACGGACGAACAGCCUCACAUUGGGAACUAUAGACUGCUCAAAACCAUCGGCAAAGGGAACUUUGCUAAAGUCAAACUUGCCCGCCAUGUUUUAACAGGAAGAGAGGUAGCAGUGAAGAUCAUCGAUAAAACACAGCUGAAUCCCACAAGUCUACAAAAGCAUUGCUUGAACAGAUGGACAGUGAAACCUACACUGAUCGCUCUUGCCUCACGUUUCGACAGCAAGAUUAAUGACCGCAUGCUCUUUCGUGAAGUGAGGAUUAUGAAGGUCUUAAAUCAUCCUAAUAUAGUUAAGUUAUUUGAAGUCAUUGAAACAGAGAAGACACUUUAUUUAAUAAUGGAGUAUGCGAGUGGAGGUGAAGUGUUUGACUACUUAGUUGCUCAUGGGAGGAUGAAGGAAAAGGAGGCCAGAGCAAAGUUUCGGCAGAUUGUGUCUGCAGUGCAAUACUGCCAUCAGAAGAGAAUAGUCCACAGGGAUCUCAAGGCUGAGAACUUGCUGCUAGAUGCGGACAUGAAUAUAAAGAUUGCUGACUUCGGCUUCAGUAAUGAGUUCACCAUCGGGAGUAAGUUGGACACGUUCUGUGGCAGUCCGCCGUACGCGGCUCCAGAGCUCUUCCAGGGAAAGAAGUAUGAUGGGCCAGAGGUGGACGUCUGGAGUCUGGGGGUGAUUCUCUACACGCUUGUCAGCGGGUCACUUCCCUUUGACGGACAGAAUUUGAAGGAGCUGCGAGAGAGAGUUUUGCGAGGGAAGUAUCGUAUACCAUUCUACAUGUCCACAGACUGUGAAAAUCUUCUGAAGAAACUGUUGGUGCUUAAUCCAGGCAAACGUGGAAGUCUAGAGCAAAUCAUGAAGGACCGCUGGAUAAAUGUAGGUCAUGAGGAAGAGGAACUAAAGCCGUAUACAGAACCUGAGCCAGACUUCAGUGACACCAAACGGAUAGAACUGAUGAUCACUAUGGGUUUCCCUAAAGAUGAAAUCACAGAGGCAUUAGUAGGGCAGAAGUAUGAUGAGGUCAUGGCCACUUAUCUUCUGUUGGGCAGGAAACCUCCAGAGUUUGAAGGGAGCGAUUCACUGUCCACCACAAACCUGUGUCAAAGGUCACGACCCAGCAGCGACCUGAACAACAGCUCUACGCAGUCACCCGCACACUCCAAAGUCCAGCGCAGUAUCUCUGCCACGCAGAAACAGCGACGAUUCAGCGACCACGUUGCCCCGUCCAUACCUCCGACCGUGUCUUACACCAAACGCUCUCAGGCCAACAGCGUGGAGGGAGAGAAGAAGGAGGAAUGGGAUGCGUCCCGUAAGCUGCCCUCCUCCAGCUCUAAAGGAGACAUGGCCACCUCUCCUCUAGUGGCCCAGGAACGCAGGAAGUCGUCCACAGCUUCAGGGAAUAGCGCUGGUGGAAUGACCAGGAGAAAUACAUACGUGUGCGAGCGAUCCAGUACAGAGCGGUACUCGGCCAUCCCUAACGGCAAAGACAGCAGUUUGACGGAGAUGUCCACCUCUGCGAGUGCUUCUUCCUCUGUGUCUCCCGGAGCGUCCUCCGCAGUGGCGUCCACUCGACCGCGUCAUGUGAAGUCCAUGUCCGCCUCAGGGCACCCCACCAAGUCUCCGCUGCCACCCAUCGAGGAUAACACUGAAUUCAAAGGCUCUAGCUCCAGGGCUCCAUCCACAUCUCCGUCAGCUCACAGCAUCAGCAGUAUGACUCCGGAUCGGACCCGUUUUCCACGGGGCACCUCCAGCCGCAGCACCUUCCACGGGGCGCAGCUCAGAGACCGGCGCAGUGCCACAUACAACGGCCCCCCCGCGUCACCCACGCUGUCCCACGACACAGGCGCUCUCGCCCAGGCCCGCAGGGGCACCUCGUCCGGCUUCAUAAGCAAGCUUACCUCCAAGUUUGCUCGAAGAACAGCUGACUUACUGAGUUUAGUUGUCCACUGCUUUCUCAAUAUGACCUCUGAUAUUUCCCAAGGUUACCCAGUGAAGGAGAGGCCCGCGGUCGGGCGUACAGUUUGAGGAGCGGAUCCGGAGAACCCAAGGAGGAAGGUCGUGACUCGAAGCCGAGAUCGCUGCGUUUCACCUGGAGUAUGAAGACCACCUCGUCCAUGGAGCCAGGAGACAUGAUGAGAGAAAUCCGCAAGGUGCUGGACGCCAACAACUGCGACUACGAGCAGCGCGAGCGCUUCUUGCUCUUCUGUGUGCAUGGCGACGCGCGCCAGGACAGCCUCGUCCAAUGGGAGAUGGAGGUUUGCAAACUGCCCCGCCUGUCUCUCAACGGUGUUCGCUUCAAACGCAUAUCGGGAACGUCUAUCGCCUUCAAGAACAUCGCUUCGAAAAUUGCCAAUGAGCUCAAGCUGUAAGCAAAGGGUUGGAAAAAAUACAAAACUAUAGGCAACACUAAAAAGGAAUUUUGCCAGGAAGUUUGAGCACCAUUUUUGAGUUCCUGCUUCUGUAAGCUACUGCUGUAAUGUUUAGUGGAGAAAAAAUAUGAAUGCGAAAAGAGAAAAAACGCCCUAGCCCAUGACCUUUAGCAUAUAUGCCUGGUUAAAACAACCAUCUUGCAAUAAUAUCGAAACCCUUACAGGGUUGGCAGGACAAAAAUCUGUCGAGCUAAUUAUCGUAACGAACUUCAAAAUGACUUUUUCCACAUGUACAGUUAAGAUAUAGAAUGUUUUGUUGUAUUGAAUUGAUCAUAGAGUUGUAUAAUACAAGACUUUCAGCCUACUUAUGUGGAGGUGUUGUAUAGUCACUAUUGAGCUCUGUACAGAAAAAUUAUGUUCAAUGUGUCAUACUUGUUUAGUUUGUUGCUUUUUUUUCCUCCUUUUUUUAGACUGACACCACUCAGUCUUAACAGUUCUUUUAAAAGUUCUCAACAUUUGUUUUUAAAGGAACAGUUUAUGCAACAAUGGAAAUUCUGUUAUUUUCUCACCCUCAUGCGAUCAAGCCCGUAUGUUCUUCUUAUUUUCCAUUAAAUUUUGAAGAAUUGACACAGCUUUUUUCCAUGACCAGCUCCAAAAAUGACCAUAAUAUUCCACACAUUGGGAUUUGUGUGCAAUAGCCAUACGUUACACUUUGUAACAAUCCAAAAUGCAAGUCGCUUAUCACCGAAAAUGAGCUGCGCUUAGUUUAGUUUAACUUGCAAGUUUACUUUUGUAUUCUACAGAGAAAUAACAACAUACAUGGAAGGACAUGAGGAUGAGCAAAUAAUGACAGAACUUUCAUUUUGGGUGAAUUAUCCUUUUAAUUCAGAGUGAGAAUUAGAUGUGAUCAUAACAUCAGAGAAUUAACGACUAAGUGUUAUGUAGAGCAGGCAGUGUAUUUCCCACAAGCAAGAUGGUUUGGAUGUACGGAUCAGCUAGAAAUUAGUAAACGAGCGUCUACAUUAACAUUCCAUACAGAACAUACACUGAGACUAACUUCAUCAAACUACAACGCUGCAGAAAUACUGCAGUGUGUUCGGAGCAAGACUGGGCCAGUUCAGCAACACUGGGCCAUUUAUUUCCCAUUCAAAAUCAAGAAACGAGAAAAGCUUCAACUAAUAACUAGCAGAAAUUUAUUUAUUAAGCCAUUUUAUGCCUUGUUUUAUUAACUGUAGAAACCGUUCAUCCAGAGAAUGCAUGACUUUUUUGUGUGUGUGUAAAAUGUAUUUUGUUUCGUAAUAAGUGGUGAUGAUGAAGAUGAAGAUGAUGAUGAUGAUGGAUUACAACCACUCAUACUGGUACUUUCUACUAGUUCUUUUGUACUGACGUAUCGAAGGUUAAAUGUGCAAUGCUGUCUAUGUUGUAUUACUGUAAUGCUGAUUAAAGAGGUUGUGACUGCACACUUUUAAGGGAAGAUGAGGUCAAGUUUCCGUAGUUUGAGAAAAAGGACUAGUGACUAAAAAUAUUAAAAGGGUAAAGCUGUGAUUAAAGCUCAGAGAGGCAUUGAAUGUUCGAAUGUCAACUGUGAUGUUCCAUUUUGUGACGGUACAUUUCCAGGACACAUUUCUUUUUUUCUUUUUUUAAAUGGCUGUACGGAUGAAAGUGUUUGGAUGGGAAAGGAAGCUGAAGGCUGAGGAUCUCCAAAAAAAUGCAAUUAACUCAACACAUUUCAUCCUUCCACACACUCUUCCCAUUUAUUCUCUCGACAUUGUACUGUACAUUUCUGCGGAAAAUCCCUUGGGCCACUGUGGUUCAACUUCAGUCCCACUGGAGCACAUUAAAGCUUACUUGAAAUGAGUCUUUGAACUAAAA